AUGCUAGCCAACAGCAUUAUCCCCUGCGUCGCCGCCCUCGUCUCCCUCGCCGCGUCCACCGAGACCCAUGGAGGCUACGACUUUCAGGUGCGAUUCAGCAAUACCGCGGACCCGGAAACGACGGACAUCAAGGAUGCCUACGAGCAGGCAGCUGCUGAACAGGCGUCGACCCAUCUCCAGGCCCGGAUCAACGCAACGGGCAUCGCGGCAGACUGUCUGAAGUCCAACACCGGCCCGACUCCCGCCGAGCUGUAUGCCCUCAAGGACUGCGUCGCCGCCGACAACGUCGGCAACUUCUUCACCCUCCUGGCCGACGACAUCGAAGAGUCCAACACCUUCUGGGACACCGUAGUCUCCCAGUCGACCACGGACAGGACACAGUGGGUGCCUGCCCGUAUGUACACCAAGGCCUACUUCGAUGGCGACCUCCUGGCCGCCCAGUUCGCCAUUUGGACGCAGUCGCAGAAUGCCGAUGAUGCCAACAAUCACGCCAACCCCGAGCACUACUACAAGAAGACUACCGUGACUGGUCUUACUAGUCAGAGCUCUGACAUCUUCGAGGGAUGGGGCGGCGUACUGUCGACAUUCGGCACCAAGCGCACAAACUUUACUGUACCGGAAUACACAACCCCAACCUUUGGCACGGCAGACUACCCUGAGGAGUGGGCCAUCGAUCCGAGCUUCCUGCUUAUAUUCCAACGCAUAGGACCGAAGGUGUUGAAGUCUGGCUCGGAGGCCACCUUUGGAGCCCUACACAUCGCUGUCCGCGACCUCGCAGCCGACGAGGGUGACGAGGGCAAGUCUGGUAUCGAGGUCUAUGCCGCAGUCUGGUAUCCGCCGUGGGACCAGGCCAGCGAGCAGAGCAGGAUGGAGUUUACAGAUAAUUAUCUGGCUGACGAGGCGCAUCAUAUGGUUGUGGAGGUCAUCAAUUUGACCCUACAAGCGCAGAAGGAUUGCAGCACUGGGUUAUGUGUAGCAUAG
Messenger RNA from Anthostomella pinea, 981 nucleotides. Lineage: Eukaryota; Fungi; Ascomycota; Sordariomycetes; Xylariales; Xylariaceae. The record is from the annotation of a GenBank genome assembly.